Molecule: messenger RNA, 306 nt
Organism: Gongylonema pulchrum
Lineage: Eukaryota; Metazoa; Nematoda; Chromadorea; Rhabditida; Gongylonematidae
Source: the annotation of a GenBank genome assembly
AUGUAUGUAUGUAUGUAUGUAUGUAUGUAUGUAUGUAUGUAUGUAUGUGUAUAUAUAUGUAUUAUCCUGUUUGCGGAUAUAUGCGGCUUUACAAAUUUGGCAUCGGAAUGCAAUGCCGAAGAGCUAGUGCAACUGCUCAACAAUCUCUUCGCACGCUUCGAUCAUUUGGCGUACAGCAACCACUGCAUGAGGAUCAAAAUCCUUGGCGAUUGCUAUUAUUGCGUAUCCGGUCUGCCGGAAUACAGGCCAAAUCAUGCACAGUGUGCCGUCGAAAUGGGGCUAGAAAUGAUCGAAGCAAUCAAGUAA